Pyricularia oryzae 70-15 is the source of this 2134-nucleotide messenger RNA. Its product is annotated as cell cycle control protein cwf14. Bases 186 to 632 code for a protein of 148 amino acids. The record is from RefSeq and is a predicted model, not a curated record. The transcript is spliced from 2 exons. NCBI's taxonomy places the organism in Eukaryota, Fungi, Ascomycota, Sordariomycetes, Magnaporthales, Pyriculariaceae. Gene Ontology annotation, cellular component: nucleus; spliceosomal complex. Gene Ontology annotation, biological process: mRNA splicing, via spliceosome.
GAACAAAGCUUGUGUCGCGCAGCCUUGCUAUCACAUUAGUAGGGAUAUUUAACACCAGGCCUAUGGAAUAGACCAUGCUAUUAGAGGAAUAUCAUUCUGUGCCUCCCUCGAAUCUCCCUUAGACCUCCAGCUACCGAAGCUCAACCCAAAAACUCUUGUCCCGAUCCGUCGCCACAGUCAGUAAUAUGCCAGCCAUUCGUCACGCGUCGAAGAGGAAACCUCCUCCAGAGGGGUUCAGCGACAUCGAGGAUGACCUUCUCAUCUUUGCCAACAAGAUGAAAGACGCGCAAAACACACCUACAGACAACAUUCCCAAACAUAAGGCGCAAUGGCCGAUAUUUCAAAUCGCCCACCAGAGGAGUCGAUACGUCUACGAGCUUUACUACGAGAAGGAGGCCAUAUCGAAGCAGUUGUACGACUGGCUGCUGAAGAAUGGAUAUGCAGAUCCCAUGUUGAUCGCAAAAUGGAAGAAGCAGGGCUACGAAAAGCUAUGCUGCCUUAGAUGCGUGCAGACCAAGGAGACCAACUUCAGCUCCACAUGUAUCUGCAGGGUACCAAAGGCGCAACUGAAGGAAGAGAGGGAUAUUGAGUGUGUCAACUGUGGUUGUCAUGGCUGUGCAUCCAGUGACUGAGUGAGGAUUUUACUAUAUUCGACUUCAGUGACACUGAUGCAUGCUAAGCUAUCCAUUGGGAGGGAAGCCAGUGUGUCGCAGUUGGGGAGGCGAGAGCAGAUCGACCCAGGCUCGAGCGCUUCCACGACCCGACUACUGGAAAAGAAAACGAAAUAUGCACGAUUAUGGCGUACGUCUCAUGGACCCGUGGCUUGUUAAUUACAAAGACUAAUACAAAUGGAUUACCAGCCAGCUCUCAGACUGUCGAAUUGUCGGUAUGCGGUGGUGCCGUUGUGAUUUGUGGUUCUAUACAGGUGGUGGUCUAGGACUAGGCGAUCUCGUGAAGCCCCUGCGACCUGAUCGGCCAAACAUGAUCGAUCUGGGGACAAGUUUCAGCGCUGACAUGCUGCCUGUCAGGGAUGCGGCGUCGUUCAUUUCGAUAUCUUUCUCGGCCGGUUGCGUCUCUACCGGCUCUAGGACCGCAACUCCCUCUGCAACAUUCGCGGCCAUUAUCUGGUUGUUGUGGUCAUCAAACUGCUUUUCUGAUUCCAAGGUUGCACCACUUUGCAGUUCCUGUCUGUCGGAUUUUGGCUUUAGAUGACGCUGUUGUGCGUUGACAUCGCACAAAAGAGACUGUCUCCCAUCAAUGCCAUAUCUGACGACAUCAAAAAAGAAGUUCGGCGGGUACAUAUGCUUAUCUAUGAGAUGCCGACGCCGCUUGGACGGGUCUCUGCACUUUCUGUCGCAACCUUCGACGAAGCAUGAGUACUAAAAAGCGACUGUCAGAUUGUCUCCAGUAUUGGCUCAUGGUAGUGGGGAUGAGUAUGGAAACGAACUGUGUGUUGUCCCUUGUCCCUUCUAGCAGUCAGGAAAGCGUCAUGGCAUUCUUCGAUGUGGACGCUGAGUAGGUGGUCUGAAGGGAGAUUCUUCCUGCACUCAUGGCAGCGAUUCACGUGCUGCUUGUUGUAAUGUGCGUGAUAAUCAUCGUAAUCACGAAACACCACCGGUUGGGGAUGGAGUGUGCAUCGAAACGGGCUGGCUGUGCCGCCUUCUCCGCCGCAAUCCAGCUCCCGGAUCUUGGGGCUAGGGGCGUCGAGUUCUCUGUUAUGAGGCUCCGGAGUUGCUGUGUUGAAAGUCGAGCCUUCGGGCUCACGUGAGCGUUUCAUAGCUUUAGUCAACUCUGUGGCCUGAUAAAGACGUACUAUGUGGGCCCCGAUUGUUGCUGUGGUCAGCUGGUAAUGGCGGAAAGUUGAACACGGGUGUUGUUUGUUUGUUUGUUUGUUUGUUGAUGUGUAUACUCUGUGCGCAACAAGUGACUAACCAGGAACCGAAGCGCCCUCGAAAAGGCUAAUGCAUGCGCUGCCAAAGUUUACAAAUGGGAAUUCUGUACAGUAAUGUGCCAAAGUGGGACAGAUUCGAAGAUCCAGGAUGAUCUGAAAUUGCCAACAAAGUCUUGCAUGGGCAAGCUGGGGUAGAUAAAAUCUUAGGAUAGGAUGAAUAUUCCGAUGACUGUUGGGUCGGUU